GUUACUCGUUGACAGUAGCUGCCAUCUUUGUUCUUCCCUUUUUCUUUAUAGAAGCUUACUUAAUUUACAGUGUUUAGUAUAUGUGCAUUAAAGGAUGUGAGAAAUAUGUAGAUGAAGACCCUAAUUGUUAUAAAUAUUGUUUAGUGUGAAAACUAUAUUAAGACAACAUUUUGUUAACUUAAAAGAUAUUAGUGGCGUCAAACUAUAGUGCGGAUUGAUUUCUAAGUAUUUGUGUUGUAUACUUUUUGUGACUGAAACGAAUUCAUUCUGAAUCGAAAGGAUUUGUAUAAAAACGUAUAUUCUAUUAUUUAACAAAUGAAUUAGUCAUAAAUAUAUUCUUCACUUGCAACAUGUUUUAAAGAAGCAGCUUUUAGGUUAUAAAAAUAAUAUAACUAUCAACCCUACAAUAUGGAAUCUUCUGACUUUAUAAGCACCAGCGAUAUGUCUACUACCAACAAUACCGAAAAUGAAACAAUACAAGAUAUGUCUGCAGUUCGGGCUCAUACGAACAUAAACGGUUCAACUUUGGGUAAUAUGGAAAUUCAAAUGGACAAUUAUGAUGAAGACCGUACGAAUAUUAAUAAUGCUAAUAAGUUUUGUUGGAAACGGCUAAGUAAUCCUUCUGGACCUCAGCCACGUCCAAGACAUGGACAUCGAGCCAUCAACAUAAAAGAAUUAAUGGUCGUGUUUGGUGGAGGGAAUGAAGGCAUUGUAGACGAACUUCAUGUUUAUAAUUCUGUUACCAAUCAAUGGUUUGUACCGGCAAUGCGUGGUGAAGUUCCACCAGGUUGUGCCGCAUAUGGUUUUGUUGUUGUGGGUACUCGUAUGUUUGUUUUUGGUGGCAUGAUUGAAUAUGGAAAAUAUUCUAAUGAACUUUAUGAGUUGCAAGCAACAAAAUGGGAAUGGCGUAAAAUGCAGCCUGAAUUGCCGGAUAACAUGCCAGCUCCAUGUCCACGUCUAGGCCACAGUUUCACCAUAGUAGGGGAUCGUAUAUUUCUUUUUGGCGGCUUAGCUAACGAAUCUGAUGAUCCUAAAAACAACAUACCUAAGUAUCUAAACGAUUUAUACAUUUUGGAAACCCGUGGAGUACACAGUCAUAACGGCAAAUGGAUUAUGCCAAAAACAUAUGGAGAAAGCCCACCUCCACGGGAGUCUCAUACUGGCGUAGCAUUUACAAGCAAAAAAUCCAAUAAACUACAUUUAUUGAUUUAUGGUGGAAUGAGUGGUUGUCGCCUAGGUGAUUUGUGGCUCUUGGAAGUUGAUUCUAUGACAUGGUCAAAGCCACGAACACGUGGUCCCGCACCGUUACCCAGAUCCUUACAUAGCGCCACAAUGAUUUGCAAUAAAAUGUAUGUUUUUGGGGGAUGGGUACCUUUACUUAUAAAUGAUUCUAAAUCAACAACCGAAAGAGAAUGGAAAUGCACAAAUACUCUCGCAGUUCUCAAUUUGGAUUCAAUGACUUGGGAAAAUGUAACUGUCGACUCGGUUGAUGAAGAUGUACCACGAGCUAGGGCUGGCCACUGUGCAGUAGGUAUUCAAAGCCGUCUGUAUGUGUGGUCUGGUCGUGAUGGGUAUCGUAAAGCAUGGAACAACCAGGUUAGGGUUUGCUGCAAAGAUCUGUGGUAUCUUGAGGUCACUAAACCACUUUAUGCCGUUAAAGUUGGUUUGGUGCGUGCUUCCACCCAUGCAUUGGAACUGUGUUGGACCGCUACUACUUUUGCUACAGCCUAUGAGUUACAAACACAAAAAAUCGAACCUGUAACUAUGGCUGCUAAAGUGGUAACACCUUCAUAUGCUCCUAGUGCUUGUGCUACGACAGUGCCCAGCAGUCAAAAUCCCGUUAAUGGAAUGACAACGUCAAUACAACCCUCACCAACAAUGUCAUCGAACAAGCAUCAGAAGAUUUAUAAUACAGCCCUACCCACUGUUACUUUGCAACAAUCUACUGUCAAAGUAUCUACCAAUGCUCUUAUACAGCAACAGGCGCAGCCACAAACGCAUCAGCCGCAGCAACAACCUCAUAUGCAGGGUUCAACUAUUUACAUAGCACAACAAGUUCAGCAAUCUCAACAAAUCAGUCAAAUCAAUGCAAAAAUUUUAGCUUCGUCUCCGAGCAUUGUAGAGAAUACUAUGCCGACGCCACGCAUAAUAAAUGCGGCAGCACCGGCAAUUGUAAAUUCCAGCACCCCUGUUAGCGGUAGUGGAGGGGUCAUAUCAGCAACUUUAGUAAAUGUGUCCCAACAACAACCAAGUGUAUCAAUGAUCAAUAAUAACAUAACAACCAUAUUGCAAAAAUACCGACCGAAUACGGUUGUAUCUCGAACUUCUGCUAUAACUGCACCAAUUGCCACAGGAUCGGCUGCAAUAUCGUGUACACAGGUGAAUGCUGGUACUAAUAGUUUACGUGUUGUAAGUGCUGCGUCUACUCCUGUAACAACAACAGCUCAGACGAAUACUGUUCGCAUUGUGUCAGGAAAUGCUGGUCAGACUUUACGUUUAGCUACUACACAAGCUUCAGGAAAUACAACUACCAUAUUGAAAACCGCUCAAAAUACGAGCGCUAACAUGACUGGACAGGUACAAAACACUGCUAUUGCUAAUUCAGGAACGUCCAUAGGUACUGCUACCACAAUUGGUGGCAAACAAUAUAUAUUGCAAAAGCCUUUAACAUUGGGAACAAAUGUACAGUUUCAGUUAGUAAAAACUAGCACAGGCGGAGUAGCCGUGCAAACCCUUCCGAAAAUUAAUUUGAAAAAUACUAACACCGCAGGCGCACCAACUGUAGGUACGCAACAGACAGCAACAGGACAAAUAGUGACAGCUUCACAAACAGUAGUUAGCAAUGUUGUUUCACAAACACAGCAACAGUUUAUUGCUACUGUUGGCGCUGGUACCAAUGCAAAUUGCAUAACAUCUAUAGCAACUAAUGUGUCCACCGGACAGCAAAAACCAAUAGUAUCUGGUAAUCUUGUUAAAUUGGUUUCCCCGCAUACCGUUAGUGGUGGUAAAUUAAUUAUGAAAAACUCAAAUAUACUACAAGUGGGGAAGGUAUCUUCAAAUGUUGCCGGCAAACCAGCAUUUGUUAUCACUAACAAACAGGGACAUCAGUUAACCAAUCAACAGAUCAUAAUUGUUACUACUGGUUCAGCUUUACGAACCAUAUCGACAUCAAAUGUGGUGUCUCAAGCAGGUGCAUGCAACAUUGUUUCAAUAGUAGGUUCUACAUCGACAACAGCUACAGCUGUAGCGCAUAGAAAUGUGGUAGCUACUCAGAGUGGUGUUAAAAUGAUACGUGGAGUUACAAGCACAACAGGACGCCCAAUUACUCUAACAUUGCCUUCAGCGACAACGCAAUUGUCUCAGCAACAUCUUACGGGUCAACAACAUCAGCAAAAAAUCAAUGUGCAGGCUGCAAAUAUACAUCAAAAAACAAUAACAUUGGGAGGUAAAGCAGUAACAGUUCAAAUGGCUGCAAAUCCCAAUAUAACUGGGCUAACCAAAACUGUUACGAUCGUUGGAUCAAGCUCAGGGCAUACUCAACCUCAGACCAUUGUUACAAGCGGUAUAGCUGGCAACACAGGAAGCAAAUUAGUCGUGUUACCCGCUAACACAACCAUAGCUAAUAAAGGAUUUGUUAAUAUUUUAAAUACAACUGGCGUAAAUAAUAGCGGAGGAAAUACUUUGCAACGUUCGAUUACAUUAGCAUCUAAAAAUAUAAUGGGGACAACAAAUUCACAAGUCGGUUUUGCGACACACAUCAAUAGUAAUGGGUCAAAUGAACCGACAGUUGCUAUAACAGCACUAACAGAUUCUAAUUACACUGAGGGUGAUACUAUGGACGAUAUAAUUGAACAAUUAGAUGGUGCAACAGACGUAUUUGGAAAAACCAUUGACACUAACUCCGAAGAUAUUGAUUGCGAGGCAGAAACUCUCGAGUUGAAUUAUAACCAAAACCAAGUAGUAGAAAUGUAUGAAGAUUUUGAAGAAGUCGGCAUUACCUCUUUAAAUGAAACAAGAGAUUCUACAAAUAUUCGUGUAAGCACGAGAAGGAAACCUGAGUUUGCAAUUGAAUGCAUGCGCGUCCCCAAUGCGGUAGUCAUCAACUCAGAAUCUCCCCACAUACAAACAGUAUAUACACAAAAAUGUUUAAGUAAAUAAAGGAAUAACUUCGGAAAGACCACUUGCAUUACAGAUAACAUUGAAUUUAAUGUUAUACUAACAUGAAUAUGCGUCAUCAUACCCAGCUAUAUAUAACUUAACUCAGCUAUUAAUGCAAUAUAAACAGGGCUGGGUCAACUUACCGUGCGUAAAUAGAUACAUAUGUAAAUUACGGAUAAUGUUUCAAAUGCACACGUUAAGAUAGUUUAUAAAAAUGCUUUUACUACUAUUAAUUUUCAGAUUAGACUCUUUGAUUCAUAAUAACAGUUUAUUUGCAUUUACAAUUUUAAUCUUUAAUUGGAAUUAAAUUCCCAUAAUUAUCUUUACAACUUUAUUUAAUAAAAAGAUGCAAGACAUUUAUAAUAUGUUUAUUUAUAUUUAAUUUGAAUGAAAAUGACAAAAUUACCAUAAAGCUUCAUUCCUGGUUUAAAGAUAUUCAGCAAUAAGCCGAAAUUUUUAUUUGUAGUUAAGAUUUUGAAAUUUAACAUAUACAUACAUAUAUAAUAACAAUGUGGAAAAAAUGUUGAACUCGGAAGUGUUUGGAAUUAUAGAUAACUAUUUUAUGUAGUAAUGCAAUUAUUUUUUUUACUUUGUGUUGAAAGUGUGUUUAUUAAAAAAAUAAAUAUCAAAAUUUACACAUUUAUGGAUAUAUUUACUAUUGUACAUUUAUACAAAAUAAACGGAGUAAUAUUUCCAUUA
Messenger RNA from Bactrocera tryoni, 4857 nucleotides. RefSeq names its product host cell factor (gene Hcf). NCBI's taxonomy places the organism in Eukaryota, Metazoa, Arthropoda, Insecta, Diptera, Tephritidae. Gene Ontology annotation, molecular function: transcription coactivator activity; protein binding. The record is from RefSeq and is a predicted model, not a curated record. Gene Ontology annotation, cellular component: histone methyltransferase complex. The transcript is spliced from 9 exons. Gene Ontology annotation, biological process: regulation of DNA-templated transcription; chromatin remodeling. Bases 409 to 4158 code for a protein of 1249 amino acids.